AUCGAUCGUCGCUCCCUGUCGCGCGAGCGGCGGGGUGCUCGGCGCCCGUCCUCUGCCCUUCUCCGCGCCUCUUUCCCCCGUCCCUCCGCUCCCAUGACCCGCAGCAGGAAGCAGGCGGCGCUGGAGAGAGGAGCCGGCAAGAUGAACUCAGAAGCGGGGAGCGCCGCUGAGGGGGCCCGGGCGGCGGCGGCGGGGGCAGCCGGGAAUGGAACGGCGCCCGGCGUCUGGGGGCUGGAGGGCGAUUCGGAGAAAGUUGUGUACUCGCGCUCGCAGGUCUCCUACGCCGGCACCAAGGCGCUGGGCGACGCCCUCAAGCUCUUCAUGCCCAAGUCCACCGAGUUCAUGAGCUCCGACUCGGAGCUGUGGAACUUCCUCUGCAGCCUCAAGCACGAGUUCUCCCCGGUCAUCCUCCGCAGCAAGGACGUCUACGGCUACGCCUCUUGCCGCGCCGUCGUCCCCGACCCGCCGCCGCCCUCGGCCGAACGGCCUCGCCACCGCCCCGGCAAGCGGCGCCUCCCGCCCGCCAAGCGCCGGGCCGCGGUCACGGGCGGCUCCGCCAAGCGGCCCCGGCGGCGGCGGCGGCGCCGCAGGAGGGCACAGGGCUGGCGGCACCGAGCGGCACCGGCGGCCGGCGGCCCCCAAGGCGAAGAGCGGCUGCAGGCUGCGGCGGGGGCGCCGAGCGAGGAGGAGGCUGAGGACAGCGAGCGGGGCAGCCCGGCCGAGGAGGCCGCCUGGGAGCAGCCGUUCGGCGGCAAGUCGCUGGAGGAGAUCUGGAAGGCGGCCACCCCCCGCCUCAUCACCUUCCCCACCAUCCGGGUGCGGGGCGGCGUCUGGAACUGGCGCAGCCUGGAGGCGGCGCGGCGCCGGGCGCAGCGGAUCCUCGGCGUGGACCUGUCGCCCGUGGUGCGGGUGCGCCGCCUGCCCGUGGCGCCGUCCUGAGGCGGCGGGAGGGGAGGGAAGGCCGGCGCGGACAAAGAGACCAAUAUCAGUCACCUGUUUACAUUGCUUUUGUCUGGAUCAUGUUCUUCUGCUGCACUUUACGGCUCGCUAGAACCGGGGCCGGGGAGCCGGGCCCCGGGCGGGCGAGGGGCCGGCUGCGGGUACCGCGCGUGGGGACCAAGUUCCGCUUCCACUUCUCCCAUCGGGCUACCUCACUGGUCCAGAAGUCCACCCAAGAAGUUGUUUUCCAAAGGAACUUAACUUUCAUGCUUGUAUAAUAAAGCACCAUCCGAUUCUCGUUCUCCCUUCCCCCCCCCCCCCCCCCCCCCCCCUCGCUUCCCCUUUCCGAUGGAUUAUGUAUGCUUUGUGGUGUUGCACUAGUAUGUGCUCAGGGUAUUUUGAAUCCCAAGCAUUCCCAAGUUUCAGUUCACUCUGACCGAGGAUGCGUUAAGAAUGGAGGUUCAGGACUUGUGGCUGUUCUUGAUGGUGCAAAAACUUUUUUUUUUUUUUUAAUUUCAUGGGCUUAGUGAUAUAUACAGAUGUAUUGCUCAGUAUAAUUGUUACACUUUUGUAUCUAAAGUCAUUUUUAAAGUUUUCUAGUUGAACUAAGUAUUUGUUUCUAUUGAGCACCUAAAGAUAGAAUCAUACUGAUAUUUUAUAAACCUGUUUACUUUAGGGAAGCUCAUUUGGUCAACCUAAGUGAACUUAAUAAAAGUUAAAGAAAAGUGAUGUUUCAGUUCAAUGAAACUGGACUGCACAGAGAUGGGUUCCUCACUGGAGUCUGCCGUGCUUGUGCUUAACGGAGCCUCUGUGGUAUCCCCAGUAAACAAGCUUAGAGCUGGUGAAGAGUGUAACUACUCGUGGAAGCUGGAUAUAGGUGUCUGAAGGUGAACUGUGGUACACGUAAUGUUGGCAUUAAUGGCAAAA
Messenger RNA from Gallus gallus (chicken), 1866 nucleotides. It is a transcript of the gene CCDC71L, whose product is annotated as coiled-coil domain containing 71-like. The transcript has a single exon. Bases 94 to 939 code for a protein of 281 amino acids. The record is from RefSeq and is a predicted model, not a curated record. Lineage: Eukaryota; Metazoa; Chordata; Aves; Galliformes; Phasianidae.